This is a messenger RNA of Haliotis rufescens (red abalone), 2856 nucleotides long. RefSeq lists its product as uncharacterized. NCBI's taxonomy places the organism in Eukaryota, Metazoa, Mollusca, Gastropoda, Lepetellida, Haliotidae. The record is from RefSeq and is a predicted model, not a curated record. The transcript is spliced from 6 exons. Bases 54 to 1976 code for a protein of 640 amino acids.
AGCGUGUUGGCGCAGUCUGGGUGUUCGGACACAAACAACAGCAGCUGGACAACAUGGAGGCGUUGGCGAAGUCGUUGACGAUGAUGUUGUGUUUAGGGGCCUGCUUCAUGAGUGGGGACAUUGUCAUGGCAGAAGCCUCCUUUACAGUCAACGGUAAUUCAAGCGUGACGGUUGAAGCAGGCGAAAUGGUCGAGUUCCGAUGUGACACAGAGCCGCUACAAUUCAACUCGAAAAACAUCAACAUGACAAACAACACAUACGAAGUGGCAGCCAACUGUUCUGACUUCGGAGAGUACACAUGCGGUGGUGACUCAGUCACCGUCAAAUCCAAGCUGAUGCUGUCGGAUGACCCAAAAAUAAAGAUCGGCUUGAACUUGGCGUACGGAGUUUUCGUCAUGUGCGGGUAUCCAGAGAUGACCAGGCACCAACUUGUCUAUGGGAAGCAGAACCUUACGGACGAUUCCAAAUACACGUUAGUUCACGUAAAAAAGACGGGUGAAGAUAACGUCUACAAUUUCAAGUUUAAAAUCUUCAACUUAACAGAGAGUGGCCUUGGUAAAUACACUUUUUUAAUCGACAAUGGAGCUGGGGAGACUGCCGUCGACAUCGAACUAUCAGCUGAUACAGUUGAGGAUGACUUCAUCAUCCCCGUCGCCACAGCAACCGCAGUCUUGCUUGUUGUCCUUGUCGCAGUGGCCGUCAUCUUUGUUCGACUGUACAAGAAGCUGACAGGUUUCAAAGAGAAAGAUUUCAGGAACGAUUUCACUUCCUUUACAAGAGGGGAGGAUGGUUGUCUGGCCUACGCGGGAUACGGCUAUGCGGCAUAUUACACCAUCAACGAUGCUGACGUUGUGGGGGACAGCGUCGAAGACCUCGCAUACAACAUAUAUGAUGAAUGUAAGGACACUGACCCGGAACCGGAAGAAAAGCCUUCUGACCUUGACCCUGCGGAAGACAGAAAGGAAAGGGAGCGAGCAUCCACGGCCGAUAAUCUCAAGAAGGACUACUAUCUAUCACCGACCAAGGAUGUGGGUGACCUUGACCCUGCGGAAGACAGAAAGGAAAGGGAGCGAGCAACCACGGCCGAUAAUCUCAAGAAGGACUACUAUCUGUCACCGACCAAAGAUGUGGGUGACCUUGACCCACUUGAACCGCCAGAAGGAGAUACAGAUGAGGCAGAUGUCACACCACGUGAUCAGGAAGGCUUCGAAGAUAACAGAUUGUACCAGCACACGUUCGGUUCGGAGUUGUUGAGAACCUUAGACCAUCUUACGCUGGUAGGCACAGGACUUGGCGCCACUGGAGUAGACACGAGUUAUGCAUCUCCUUAUGGGCUGGGUGUGUCUAAUGGGGUCGCUGACAUCAGGGAUGAAGAUGGCUACUUAUUACCCUGUAAACCUACAGGAACAGCAGCACAACGGCCAGAUGGCACACCACGUUACCGGGAGGAUGACAGAGAUAGUCAGAACAGGCUCGGGUCGGAUUCGUCGAAAAACACAGAACAUCCUACGCCUGAAGGCACAGAAAAGAAAACGUAUUAUUCAUCGCUUGAUGCCAGGGAUGAAGAUGGCUACUUAUUACCCUGUGAACCUACAGGAACGGCAGCACAACGGCCAGUUGGCACACCACGUUACCGGGAGGAUGACAGAGAUAGUCAGAACAGGCUCGGGUCGGAUUCGUCGAAAACCACAGAACAUCCUACGACUGAGGGCACAGAAAAGAAAACGUAUUAUUCAUCGCUUGAUGCCAGGGAUGAAGAUGGCUACUUAUUACCCUGUAAACCUACAGGAACGGCAGCACAACAGCCAGAUGGCAGACCACGUUACCGGGAGGAAGACAGAGAUAGUCAGAACAGGCUCGGAUCGGAUUCGUCGAAAACCACAGAACAUCCUACGCCUGAGGGCACAGGAAAGAAAACGUAUUAUUCAUCGCUUGAUGCCAGGAAUGAACAUGGCUAUGGAUCAAUCAACCAAUAAGCUGUGAAAAAUAAUAAUUUGACAAAAUGGUGAGACUACUUCUAUACAAGCCUAAGAAAACCACGACCCGGAUCUGCUUGAUCCGUGCAGAUGAUGACAGCAACAGCACGGGGGGGGGGGGGGGAGGUUUGCCUCCCUUCUGAGACAACCAUACCUCCGUUCAUGAUCUGGAUACAUUAUGUGCUAUAUCACGUCUGUGAAAAUUAAUCACCCGACUCCGUUUUCUGACAUAUCUGUCACAUCUGAAGACGAUUUGAUUUGAAGACAAGUGCUUCACAAACAAUUCACCAUCAUGGACGACUAUACAGCGCAUGUGUUGAGACAACGUGGUGCACUGACGAAUGUAAGUAGAGCAUUAACUCCAAGUCCACCGCAGCUUGCUUGCUUGCUGUUUAACGCCACACUCAGCAAUAUUCCAGCUAUAUGACGGCGGCCUGUACAUAGAGACCAGGCAAUCAAGUGACUGACAUUGUGAAGAACCAUCCACAAUUCCACGCAAUCAACCGACGCAGCGAGCCUGACCUCCCGAACCAUUUACGACAAGCAUAGUCGCCUUUUACGGCAGGCAUGGGUUGCUGAAGACCUAUUCUACCCCGAGGGUGAAUCUAAAUGGAUAUAAUUCGUAGUUCGUUUGGAGAGCUUUUAACAGCAUUUCGGUUAUUUCACGGCAUUUCAUCUUAAUGUCGGAGGAAGCGAUCCGGAUGAGGCGAAGAUGGAUGUGAUUUGUUUGUUUGUUUGUUUGUUUGUUUGUUUGUUUGUUUGUUUGUUGUUUAACGCCGCACUCAGCAAUAUUAAAGCUACAUGGCGGCGAAUUGUAAAUAUGUAUUCCUCUGUAAAUCGAGACCGUUUCAUUAAAUGCCUUCAAUGCUUGUAACAUUUA